GUUCCUGACAGCUGCGGGAUUCUCAUGGACUUAUUUAUCUCGGGAUUCAUGGAGCGCGAAUGUUCAACUGGCAACUUCUGAGCGAUCGUGAGGCCUGUGCGGAGAAGCAGAUCUGCGAACAGUAAAGGUAGGAGAAAGGAAACUGGAUUCAUAAAUGGACAAAAUGGAGGAGAUGUACCUGAAUGUCCAGGAGAUUCCAGAGUUGAGCCAUAAAUGUGAAGAGGUGACCUUAGAAGAAGAGCGUAAUGAUGAGAAAAAUGAAAAUCUCAUGCUUCACAGGAGCCUCCAUUUCAUGGAUACCACCGACGAAAUAAGUGUGCACAUUAAGAAAGAGGACUGUGAAUGGGAAUCGGUGCACUAUCAGCCAGGGAGUCUGGGCGUUAAGGAGGAGGAUUGUGAAUGGGGGUCAACUGGCAUUAAAGAAGAACUGGAGCCAAAGUCUAUUAGCACUGACAUUCAGAAAAAUGAAAUUCUAAACACCAUCAAGGAAGAAGCCGUUAAAGCAGAGUCUGUCUCUCCGUAUGUCUGUCCAGAUGAAAGGGUGUCUCAGUUAGGCUUCACACUGAGCAGUGAGCAGGCCCUUCAGCAUCAUUCGUACCAUCUGAAGUCGGAAUCUUCAGAGGCGGACAUGAAGAGGACUGAGAGAGCAUCAUGUUCAAAUCAUUCUGGAGAUGAUUUACAAGAGAAGGGCUAUAUCCAUCCUCCAUCAUUUAUUCAAAAUUCUCUUCAGUGCAAGCCGCAGCAGACACUACAUGUUGAAAAUAUGAACAUAUUGAGUUCUGGACCAGCACUUUUAAUACCAAACAGUUUACAGUUUAAUUCUCCCUGCAAUUUGACACUAACAAGGACUAAUAUAAUAAUUAUUCAACAGAAUUUGAAAACUUCAGAUUCCUCAACUUUGCCUACUUAUACAGAGAUGAGAAAAACUGUUAAAGGUGAAUCUAAAUUCAAAGAUAAUGAAAUGAACUAUUUAAGAUGGAAAUCAUUUUGCUGUUCUAUAUGUCAGAAACAAUUCUCUAACAGUAGCCUUCUUAAAAGGCACUUCAGAAUUCACACUGGGGAGAAGCCGUAUUGCUGUUCUGUAUGUGGAAAAAAGUUCACCAACCAUGGCAGUUUUCAGACCCAUACUAGAAUGCAUACUGGAGAGAAGCCAUAUUGGUGUGCUGAAUGUGGGAAACGAUUUUCUAGCAGGAGCAAUCUUCAGACCCACAAAAGAAUUCACACUGGAGAGAAACCAUUUUGCUGCUCUGAAUGUGGAAAAGGAUUUUCCAAGAAAAGCAGCCUGCAGUCCCACUCAAGUGUUCACACUGGAAUGAAACCAUAUUGCUGUUCUGACUGUGGAAGAAGAUUCACCAGGAAUACCAGUCUUCAGAAUCACGUUAGAAUUCACAUUGGAGAGAAGCCCUAUUGCUGUUCUGACUGUGGGAAAAGAUUCACCAACAAUAGCAGUCUUUACAUCCACGCUAGAAUUCACACUGGAGAGAAGCCACAUUGCUGUUUUGAAUGUGGGAAACAAUUUUCCAAAAAGAGUAGUCUUCAGACCCACACGCGAAUUCACACUGGAGAAAAACCAUAUUGCUGUUCUGAAUGUGGUAAACGAUUCUAUAUGAGUAGCCACCUUAAUGCCCACACUAGAAUUCACACUGGAGAGAAGCCAUAUUCCUGCUCUGACUGUGGAAAACGAUUUGCCACAAACAGCAGUCUUCAGAUCCACACAAGAGUUCACACUGGGAAAAAGCCAUAUUGUUGUCCUGAAUGUGGUAAACAAUUCUCCAACAAUAACACUCUUCAUGUGCACACAAGAAUUCACUCUGGGGAGAAACCAUAUUGCUGUUCUGAGUGUGGUAAACGAUUCUCCACAAAGAGCAUUCUUCGGGUUCAUAUAAGAAUUCACACCGGUGAGAAGCCAUAUUGCUGUUCUGAAUGUGGCAAGCAAUUCUCAAGUAACGGCAGUCUUUUGAAACAUGUGAGAAUUCACACCGGAGAGCGGCCGUACUCCUGUACUGAAUGUGGCAGACAAUUCUCACAAGUCGGCAAUCUUAAGACCCAUAUAAGAAUUCACACAGGAGAAAAAAAAAAAAAAAAAAAACAAGUGCCAAGAAGUACAAUGGAUGUGAAAGAGGAGACAUGUGAGGCUGGCAUAAAUAUCACAGAGAAAAGGACCAUCAGUGUUAAGGAGGAGGACUGUGAAUGGGAGUCUGUCUACCCUAAACAGGAUAGUCUGGAUAUUAAGGAGGAGGACAGUGAACUGGGGUCAGUGGGCAUUAAAGAAGAGGCUGAAGAGAAGGCUGUCAGUAUUGUGACACACAAACCAAAAUGUGUGGACAGUGUCAAGGAAGACCGCCUUCAUGAUGGGUGUCAAGAUGGAGUGGUGACCAGGUUAGACUCUUCUCAAAGUAGACACUGUGCAUCUCCAGAGCCUUCUGUCACUGUGAAGUCUGAAUUAUUACAGUCUGACACAAAGAGGACUGAGGAAACUAUACCUGUUAGAACCCGGGGAAAUCAGCCACCAACUACAAAGAAGUCUGGGAAACGAAAGAGAUGUCACUGCUGUUUGGAAUGUGGUAAACAAUUUCUUGACAGGAGUCAUCUUCAGACACAUACGAGAAUUCACACUGGAGAGAAGCCAUAUUGCUGUAAUGAAUGUGACAAACGGUUUUCAAGAGGAAGCACUCUUAAGAACCACAAAAGAAUUCACACUGGAGAGAAGCCAUAUUGUUGUAAUGAAUGUGGGAAACACUUUUCAAGAAGAAGCUCUCUUCAGAGCCACAAAAGGAUUCACACACGAGAAAAGCCAUAUUGCUGUAAUGAAUGUGGCAAACGAUUCUCACAAAUUGGCAAUCUUCAGAUCCACAAAAGAAUUCACACAGGAGAGAAGCCAUAUUGCUGUUCUGAAUGUGGCAAACAGUUCUAUCAGAAGAGUCUUCUUCAGAGACACAUUAGAAUUCAAACUGGUGGGAAGCUGUAUUGCUGUUCUGAAUGUGGCAAACAAUUCUCUGAUAGGAGUUCUCUGCGGAGACAUGUUAGAAUUCACACGGGAGAGCAGCCAUAUUGCUGUUCUGAAUGUGGCAAACGAUUCUCUGAUAGUAGCCAGCUUGAGAUCCACACAAGAACUCAUACUGGGGAGAAGCUAUAUAGCUGUUUGGAAUGUGGCAAACAGUUUUCACGAAUGAGCCAUCUUCAGAGCCACACAAGAACUCACACUGGAGAGAAGCCAUAUUGCUGUUUGGAAUGUGGCAAAAUGUUUUCACGAAUGAGUCAUCUUCAGAGACACACAAGAACUCACACUGGAGAGAAGCCAUAUUGCUGUUUGGAAUGUGGCAAACAGUUUUCACGACUGAGCCAUCUUCAGAGCCACACAAGAACUCACACUGGAGAGAAACCAUAUUGCUGUUUGGAAUGUGGCAAAAUGUUUUCACGAAGGAGUGAUCUUAAGAGGCACACUAGAAUUCAUAAAGGAGAAAAGCCCUUAGAAGUACAUUAGAGGUGGGUGAUGCCUGAAGGAGUCAAAAAACUUCCUGCCCACAAGUCUUGAGUACAUUUACCUGGUGCGCUUUUUUUUAUAAGUUGGGUCAUUCCAUGUCAAAUCAACCAAUGGCCCAAGUACUUCAGACUUAAAAAUUCUACCAUGUUAGUCAGGAGACACCCUGUAAUU
Molecule: messenger RNA, 3655 nt
Organism: Erpetoichthys calabaricus (reedfish)
Lineage: Eukaryota; Metazoa; Chordata; Cladistia; Polypteriformes; Polypteridae
Product: zinc finger protein 420-like
Exons: 5
Coding region: 155-3484 (1109 amino acids)
Biological process (GO): regulation of transcription by RNA polymerase II; central nervous system development
Cellular component (GO): nucleus
Molecular function (GO): RNA polymerase II cis-regulatory region sequence-specific DNA binding; DNA-binding transcription factor activity, RNA polymerase II-specific
Source: RefSeq, a predicted model, not a curated record